UAUGGCUCAAAAAAAUUGCAGGAUCUGUUGUUGAAGGAUCCGAGAAUUAAAAGCCUGAUAUUUGAAGGGGUUAUUGAGUACAUAUUCCAGUUGAUGACCAACCAAUAUGGACGCUAUCUAUUUAAGAAGCUGAUUGAGUUAGAAGACGAAAGUCAGCUGCGGAUGAUUAUGGAGAAAUUAACAUUCUCUUGUGGAUACAUCUUUCAUGCAUCAAUCGAUAGAUAUGGCAGUUAUUCAAUUAAGAAGCUGAUCAAAGUGCUUGAGAAGUCACCAUUGGUUACUGAGGUUGUGAAAGCUUUGUGCAACAAAUUCUGGGAACUGAUGGUCAAUCUAACAGGACAAUACGUGAUACUGGAGUGUCUAGACGUUGUUGAUUCUCAGAAGAAUGACUUGCUCUACAUUGAAGCCAUUGAUAAAUGUCUCAAACUAGCCACACAUGAGAGAGGAUGUGUAUCCUUGAACAGUUUCAUCUCCCGAAUCAAAGGUCCUCGAAGAGAUCAACUCCUCAACUUGAUCUGUGAUCAUGUGGUGUACCUCGCACAAGAUCCUGCAGGCAACUUUGUUGUGCAAUGCGUCCUGGGACUCCAAAAUCCUGCCAUCAUCGACAAAAUCUGCUCAAAACUGAAAGGUUAUUAUGCAAAACUAUCCAUGCAGAAAGGAGGAAGUCAUGUAGUGGAGAAGUGCUUGAGAUCAUCAGGGAUGGAUCAUGUGGUACACGAAUUUCUUCAGAGCAAUCAACUUUUUCAAGUUGCCAAAGAUCGAUAUGGAAACUAUGUUCUCCAAACUGCUUUAAGAGAGACAAAGAAAAGGGGUAGUCCAGUUUAUGAAAGUCUAGUUGUGAAACUUCAGCAACAUCUGAACUCUCUGCAACAUGGGUAUGGAAGAAAUAUCCUCCCAUUGAUGACAGCCGCAGUCCAGUUCAACAAAGCGUGAUCGAUCCCCAUCUUAACUUCUUCUUUUCAUGCCAAGUA
Durio zibethinus is the source of this 971-nucleotide messenger RNA. RefSeq names its product putative pumilio homolog 19. Gene Ontology annotation, biological process: post-transcriptional regulation of gene expression. Gene Ontology annotation, molecular function: mRNA binding. The record is from RefSeq and is a predicted model, not a curated record. Gene Ontology annotation, cellular component: cytoplasm. NCBI's taxonomy places the organism in Eukaryota, Viridiplantae, Streptophyta, Magnoliopsida, Malvales, Malvaceae.